Molecule: messenger RNA, 1851 nt
Organism: Drosophila yakuba
Lineage: Eukaryota; Metazoa; Arthropoda; Insecta; Diptera; Drosophilidae
Gene: snRNP-U1-70K
Product: U1 small nuclear ribonucleoprotein 70 kDa
Exons: 2
Coding region: 207-1553 (448 amino acids)
Biological process (GO): mRNA splicing, via spliceosome
Cellular component (GO): U1 snRNP; U2-type prespliceosome; precatalytic spliceosome
Molecular function (GO): mRNA binding; U1 snRNA binding
Source: RefSeq, a predicted model, not a curated record
CCCAUGAACUGCAUAGACCGCGCUGCGGUCACACUAGCUACUCAAGCCAGGCGAAAAAGUGAAGAAAAUCGAAAAAGUAAAUUGUGUGGGCUCAACUAUAUUGCUGGUACUUGAACGAAGUACGCUAGAUUUAUUCUUGCCAAGCGGAUGGCCGUUUAAGACGAGGAACUUCAGGAAAAGGUAAUACAAAAAAAAAAGACCCCAAAAUGACCCAAUAUCUGCCGCCGAAUCUGCUGGCGCUGUUCGCGGCACGGGAUCCCAUCCCGUUCAUGCCGCCGGUGGACAAGUUGCCGCACGAGAAGAAGUCUCGCGGCUACCUGGGAGUGGCCAAGUUCAUGGCCGACUUCGAGGACCCCAAGGACACGCCGCUGCCGAAAACGGUGGAGACGCGUCAGGAGCGACUGGAGCGCCGCCGUCGCGAGAAGGCCGAACAGGUGGCCUACAAGCUGGAGCGGGAGAUAGCGCUGUGGGACCCCACAGAGAUCAAAAACGCCACGGAGGACCCGUUUCGCACGCUAUUCAUUGCCCGCAUCAACUACGACACCUCCGAGUCAAAGCUGCGACGUGAGUUCGAGUUCUACGGGCCCAUCAAGAAGAUCGUCCUGAUCCACGACCAGGAAUCAGGUAAACCCAAGGGCUACGCCUUCAUCGAGUACGAGCACGAGCGGGACAUGCAUGCCGCCUACAAGCACGCCGACGGUAAGAAGAUCGACAGCAAGCGCGUCCUGGUGGACGUGGAGCGGGCUCGCACGGUCAAGGGCUGGCUGCCCCGACGGCUGGGCGGCGGUCUGGGUGGAACGCGUCGCGGUGGCAACGAUGUCAACAUCAAGCACUCCGGCCGCGAGGACAACGAGAGGGAGCGCGAGCGCUACCGGCUGGAGCGGGAGCGUGAGGAUCGCGAGGGUCCUGGACGCGGCGGCGGCUCCAAUGGCCUGGAUGCCCGUGCUGGACGCGGUUUCGGUGCGGAACGUCGACGUUCCCGCUCAAGGGAACGCCGCGACCGUGAACGAGAUCGCGGACGGGGCGCUGUGGCUAGCAGCGGCCGCUCGCGCAGCCGUUCCCGCGAGCGCAGAAAACGACGAGCGGGCAGCCGGGAGCGGUACGAUGAGUUCGACCGCCGCGAUCGGCGAGACAGAGAGCGCGAGCGGGAUCGCGAUCGUGAGCGUGAGAAGAAAAAGAAGCGCUCCAAGUCUCGCGAACGAGAAUCCUCCAGGGAGCGUCGCGAACGGAAGCGAGAGCGAAGGGAUCGUGAACGCGGCACCGGAUCCGGCGGCGAUGUCAAGGAGCGCAAGCCCGACUUCCGCGAAAUGGACGUCAUCAAGAUUAAAGAGGAGCCCAUCGACGAUGGCUAUCCCACAUUUGACUACCAGAACGCGACCAUUAAGCGUGAGAUCGACGACGAGGAUGAGGAGAAAUACCGGCCGCCGCCUGCGCAUCACAAUAUGUUCAGUGUGCCGCCGCCGCCCAUUUUGGGGCGUGGAAAUGCCAGCACGAAUCCCAAUCCCGACAAUGGUCAGCAGGGCUCCGGCGACCCGAGUUGGUGGCGUCAGUAGAGUCUUGGCGCUCCAAGAUGUGUCAAGGUUAAUAUUUCUAAAAGUCAGACGUCUGUGGGUCGCAACUAUUUAUUCAUUCGACUUGAGGCACAGCAAUCCUGGAGAGCCUAACCAUAGCUAUCCAUUUUACACACAGAAAAUUUUAAGGUACCACUUGGAGGAAGGCCAAGUAGAAGAACAUUAUAGAAACCCAGACCGCUAAACGCAGAAUCCACUAAUGUGUGCGUAGCUUAAAUCAUUUAAAUUUAUAAGUAACUCUUAACAAAUGAAUAUGAAAACAGUAAGUAAAAUAAAACUA